AUGAAGAAAGAAUUAAAAUAUCUAAUCUACGCAAAUGUUAUACUACUGCUCUCUGUCAUAUACUAUACUUUUGAUUUGUUGACUCUUAUUAUCGACGAUACCAUGGAUGACGCUUUUUUACCAAGCGAAUUAAAUAACGUGGCGUCCAAUUUUUCUACUACCUCUCCUGGCCCAUCAGGUACGGAUAACAGUAUCAACGAUACAAUGAUACCGAAAAUUAUUCAUCAAACCUACAAGACAAAUGAUAUACCUGAACAUUGGAAAGAAGGUCAAAGGAAAUGUAUAGAAUUGCAUUCUGACUAUGAGUAUAUUCUAUGGACAGAUGAAAUGGCUCUAAAUUUCAUUGAAAGGGAAUAUCCAUGGUUUCUAGACACUUUCAAGAACUAUCAAUAUCCGAUUCAAAGAGCCGAUGCUAUAAGGUAUUUCGUUCUCUUAACUUAUGGUGGUGUUUAUAUUGAUUUAGAUGAUGGAUGUGAAAGAAAAUUGGAUCCAUUAUUAAAAUUUCCCGCUUUCUUAAGGAAAACUUCCCCAACGGGUGUAUCCAAUGAUGUUAUGGGUUCCAUACCAAAUCAUCCAUUCUUUGAAAAAGUUAUACACUCUUUGAAACAUUAUGAUAAGACUUGGUUUGCUCCGUAUUUCACAAUUAUGGGUUCCACAGGUCCAUUGUUUAUUAGUGUUGUUUGGAAACAAUAUAAGAGAUGGUACCAUGGUAAUGGAGUCAAUGAUACAGUAAAGAUUUUACAACCAGAAGAUUAUAAAUUACAUUCACAAUCAUUUUUCUCCAUUUCCAAAGGUUCAUCUUGGCAUUUAGAUGACGCAGAAUUCAUUAAAUCAUUUGGUAAUCAUAUCCUAUCGUGUGUUGUAGCAGGUUUCAUCUUUGGUUUCUUUGUUUUGUAUUCAGAAUAUUGGUUCUACUGCUGGUUAUGUUCUAAGAGCAGUAAAAAUAAUCUGAAUAGACUCUGGAACUUCUGGCAAUUGAAUAAUUACAGUGAAGAAUCAUUGCCAGCACCUCUUUCUUUACAGCAGAAAAGAUCAAGAAAAGAUUCUAAUGCAAUUUUCAUAAUGAAUCAUCUAGAUUUAGAGAAAAAUGAUGUUGAUAACAAUCGUUAA
Molecule: messenger RNA, 1110 nt
Organism: Kazachstania africana CBS 2517
Lineage: Eukaryota; Fungi; Ascomycota; Saccharomycetes; Saccharomycetales; Saccharomycetaceae
Gene: SUR1
Product: mannosylinositol phosphorylceramide synthase catalytic subunit SUR1
Exons: 1
Coding region: 1-1110 (369 amino acids)
Biological process (GO): mannosyl-inositol phosphorylceramide biosynthetic process
Molecular function (GO): mannosyltransferase activity
Source: RefSeq, a predicted model, not a curated record